AAUUAAGCUAAUCUAAUUCAAAAACUAAAACAAAAAAUGUAGUGAUUAAAGCCAUACAAUUAUCCAAGCUCUUCCAGUGCCCGACAGAUCAAUAUCAAUUAAACUUUCCACGUGGCCUGAUGAUCUCUCAACUUCAGCUAACUGUCUGUCAAUUAAGUCUCCCUCGCAUAAAUAAAUAUAUUCUCUUUAUCAGUCAGAGACAGACACUGUUGUUGAUAUUCUAAUGUAUACCCAUCAUUUAAAUCCUAUGUUAAUUUGCGACUUAGACUAGACAACUGCUAGCUAAAACCAUGUCCGCGGCUCGCCACGGCGCCGAAAUAUCGGACGCUAGAACGCUCAGCGAAAUAUCGGAAGUCGACACUUUUCGUCUAAGUUUGGAUCUUGUAUCUGCUGCUAAGAGAAAUAUCGGGUUCUUAAGAGCAGUGAGCGACUCCCAGGGGCUUCACGAGAAACCAGCUGUUCUUGAAGCUAUUAGAAGAUAUGAAGAGCUAUGGAUGCCGUUGAUUUGUGAUCUGAUGGAGGGGUCAACGCCUCCUAUGGUGCUUCCUCCUCUGGAUAUUGAAUGGGUUUGGUUCUGUCAUACUUUGAAUCCGGUCAGUUACAGGCAAUACUGCAAGGCAAGAUUCUCAAAACUAAUAGGCAAGCCAGCAAUUUUUUAUGAGGAAAAUGAAGAGUAUGCAUUGAUGAGAUGUCAAGAAUAUUGGAUACAUAGAUACCCAAAUGAGUCUUUUGAGAAUGAAGUUGAUUCCAGUAGUUUGCAAUUAGACCCAGUUGUUAAGAAUGAAGAUUUAUUCAAUGAAGUCAAGAAACAUAGACAUGUAUAUAGUAAAUUUUCAUUGCCAUACAUGAGUGAGCUUGUGUACUUGAUAGCAGCCAGACAACGGUACAAGGGAUUCUUGUAUGCUUUGCAGAGAUUUGCAGACGAUGGGUGUUCCCUUUUAGUUCCUAGUUUGGAUGUCCUGCUUAUGUUGAUGACACAUCAGAGUUAUCCGACAGUAUAUGCAGAGGAUAUGAAGGUGAUUGAGACUGAGGUGUCGGAGAAGGUAGUGGGGAUGUGGGAGAAUGUGAAAGUGAAAGAGGUUGAAGAGACAAAAAUGAUUUGGGAAAGAGCAUUUGAUCAACCUUAUGAGAAAGCUGGUGCUUCUAUAGAGUUCAAUGGGCUUGCCUCAGUGAAGCCACCAAUUUAUUGGGAGGUAUCAGAUACGGAUGUCAACACCAAAUACAAGUCCUUGCUUCCAAGGUUCUUGCUGGAGGUAUGUAUUUUUGUCAGGCUCAACUCUAGAAUGAAGGCAGUGCAAGAUGAUAUAAAACAAAACUUUCUGCGUUUACGAGCUGUAAGAUGCCACAGGGAGCUGAAGAUAGAUAAGCCCUUUUCCACUUUCUCCUUUGAUUCAUGGAAAAAAGUUUCUCAUCUGUAUUGUGAGUUUGGCACCAAAGGAGUACUGCUGGAGCUUCGCAAACAUUGUCGUGGCUUCUUUAAAUCAAGCAAAUUAGAAGGCUCUGCUACAUUUCUCUGGAAUGACUUGCUAAGAGCACACUCUCUUACUUUGGAAAGAGAAAUAGAUAAGCAAGUCAGGGUAGUUGCUUCAAUUACCCCACCAGUUCAAGCAUCAUACUUGUUAAAAUGUGUUCCAGAUAGAGUCACUGAUGAUUCAGGGGCUAUGGUAUCAGAUGUCAUUUUGAGAAUGAACCAUUACAAGCCUCAGGAAGGUCGUUGGCUGUCUCGCACUGUUCUUGAUCAUGCAGGAAGAGAGUGUUUUGUUAUACGAAUGAGAGUGGGAGGAGGGAUCUGGAGGAGAGGAGGUGAAACCCCAUCAGCUGUGAGAUGGGAAGAUAGGAUUAUAGAGGUCCGGGAAGGUUCUUGGAAAUAUGUGGCUGGUUCCAUUGGUAGAGCACCCGAGAAAGUAGUAGGAACAGCAACACCUAAGGAGCCUCCAGAAAAUUGGCAAGCUUCUUGGUGUUUCUCAACAGGAGAAAAAUUGUUGAUAAAUUGGGAAUCAUCAUCAACAUCAUCGUCUGACUUGAGGUUUUGUUUAAUAAAUCAAGCAUCUCCUGAUUCAACAAUGAAGUUAUUAAAAGGGCGGAGAAUGCAAUAUCAAGCCAAUAAAAUUAGUCGAGAAAGUAAAAAGGAAAACAAUGAAGUAGAUAAUGAAGAAGACGAAGAUGAAGAUGAAGAUGAGGUGGGCUUCAUGACACUUGUUCGGUUCACAGAAGAUAACCCAAUUGGAAGAGCAACAGCUCUUCUCAAUUGGAAGCUACUGAUAGUUGAAAUAUUGCCAGAAGAGGAUGUAGUUUUUGCACUUCUGCUGUGCAUUUCGAUCCUAAGAAGUGUAUCAGAAAUGAGAAAAGAAGAUGUGGGAAGCCUGCUGAUUAGGAGGAGAGUAAAAGAAGCAAAGCUUGGAGCUAGAGAUUGGGGUGCUGUUAUACUUCAUCCUUCUUCAUUCUCACCAUCAAUUUCUUCACCAUAUCUUAAGCCCUGGCACUGGAAUGCCAAGGCUGUGAUUACGUCAGACGGAGUGAAUAAUUUAACAAAGCACCCUGCCACUAAUUCUUCACAAGUAGAAGGCGGUGAAAAAUUGUAUAAGCGAGGGAUUAUCACAUGACAGGGGAUAAGGUUUCUGUAUCAGAAUAUUCUUUUCCUAUAGAGAAAUGUCAGAAUACAUACAAUUUGCAUUCAAAGUACACACUCAUGUGCUGAAUUGCUACCUCUUUCAAGGAUCAAGUUGCUUCUGCCA
This is a messenger RNA of Ricinus communis (castor bean), 2735 nucleotides long. RefSeq lists its product as uncharacterized. The record is from RefSeq and is a predicted model, not a curated record. Lineage: Eukaryota; Viridiplantae; Streptophyta; Magnoliopsida; Malpighiales; Euphorbiaceae. The transcript is spliced from 8 exons. Bases 291 to 2603 code for a protein of 770 amino acids.